AAGUAUAGUUGAUUGAGAAAAGUAACAGACAAGCUGCCUUGUUGUUUCUUGACAAGAAAGAAGCUCACUGCUGGACUCCAAAAUGAAAGCAGGGAUUUGCCUUCUUCUCUUAUGUGAAAUGUGCACAUCUCUUGGCAAGAAUGGAAAUCAAAAGAAAGAUAAAGAGGAGAGUCUCUUGCAGAAUCUUGUGACCGCAGAGCCAUUUGAAGAGCAAGUCCCUCUAGAGUUCACUCUUUACAACCUCACUGAAAAGAACAUGAAUUUUGGAUUCAAUCUCUACAGGAAAAUAGCACUGAAGCAUGACAAUAACGUGUUUUUCUCCCCGCUCUCUAUGUCAUUUGUGAUGGCUGUCUUCAUGCUCGCGGCUAAAGGGGAAACCUACAAGCAAAUCGUUCAGGGUACAAACCUCCAUCUUUUGCAGGGCAAAGAGAAUUUUCAUCAGUUGCCAACUUUGUUUAAACAAUUGAAAGAUAACAUCACAGAGAAUGAAGAGCUUGUUCUGCAGAGAGGUAGUUUGUCUUUUGUUCAAAAGAACUUCAGACUGAAGGAGCCUUUCCUUAAUCUAUCCAAGCAGUACUUUGAUAUGGAGUUCUUAAAUGUGGAUUUUUACAACUCCACCCAUGCAAAAAAUAUCAUAAAUCAGAAUAUUAACAAGAAGACCAAAGGAAAAAUCCCAAAGCUUUUUGAAGAAUUUGACCAGCAUGCUAAACUGGUUCUCGUGGAUUACAUUCUUUUUAAAGGCAAAUGGUUGCACCCAUUUAAUACAAGGUUCACAGAACUGGAGACUUUCUAUAUAGACAAGUAUAGGAACGUACAGGUGCCCAUGAUGUUUAAAUCAGACAUGGUUGCCUCAACUUUGGAUAAGAAUUUACGAUGCAUUGUGCUAAAACUUCCCUACAGAGGGAGUGCACACAUGCUUAUUGCCAUGCCGGAAAAGGAGGGAGACUACGCUUCACUUGAAGACCACAUAACAGCAGAGCUUGUGGAAUCGUGGCUUAGAAACAUGAAGACCAGAAAAAUGGACAUUUUCUUUCCAAAGUUCAAAUUAGACCAGAAAUACCAGAUGCAUGAACUGCUUCGUGCUCUGGGAAUCCGAAACCUCUUCACAAAGAGGGCAGACCUGAGUCAACUCACAGAUCAAAGAUUUGUAAAAGUAUCAAAGAUUAUCCAAAGAGCAGCAAUUGAAGUGGAUGAGAAAGGAACUGAAGCAGCAGCUGUUAGUGGGUCAGAAAUUACUGCAUACUCAAUGCCUCCUACCAUUAAAGUUAACCAGCCAUUCCUCUUUAUGAUUUACGAAGAAACUUUCAAAACAUUGCUGUUCAUGGGCAGAGUGGUUAAUCCUACAGAACUGUGAAUGAAGACAAUAGUUUCUAGUCUAUCUCCAGGAUAUUCCAAGUUUUAUUUUUAUUUUCUUAAAACUAUUACAUUGCAUUAGUUAGAAUUGAAAACUAGCUAGAUAUGAAAACAGAUUCAUUUCACAUCUCAAAUCAUGCAGCAUGUCCUACUAAAUUAUUUUUGUUAAUGCCCAAGUGGCAAGAUUAUCUAGCUGAGGCAAUAAUUGUGACAAAAUAGAGAUUUGUUCAAAAGAUGCAUGUUAUUUUAUGUAUUUCCUAAACUACUCCUUCUGACAGCCAUCUAACAGUAGGCUUAAGAUUACUGAUUGUAUACUAUAAAAAUCAGUUCAAAUAUUUUAUUCUGUGAUCUAAACUAGAUAUUUCUGUAUAUGUGCAAAUUCAAUAAAAUGUUUGAGUUAAAAGACGCUAAUUUCUGUUUAA
This is a messenger RNA of Chelonia mydas (Green sea turtle), 1775 nucleotides long. It is a transcript of the gene SERPINA10, whose product is annotated as serpin family A member 10. Gene Ontology annotation, molecular function: serine-type endopeptidase inhibitor activity. The transcript has 5 exons. Lineage: Eukaryota; Metazoa; Chordata; Testudines; Cheloniidae. The record is from RefSeq and is a predicted model, not a curated record. Gene Ontology annotation, biological process: blood coagulation; negative regulation of endopeptidase activity. The coding region runs from base 83 to 1354 and encodes 423 amino acids.